AUGGCAGAGGCCACAGUGAGGGAGCUCAUCAACUUUGGCUUCUCCGAGGAUCGCGCGCGCGAGGCUGUCGAAAACAUUGGGGACGUUUCAGAUGUACAGCUGGCCAUCAACUGGUUGUUGGAUCAUGGAGAGGAGGACAAGGGCGGCGCUGUGGAAUUCAAGCAUUGUCCUCACAUCUGCGAGUUGCCCCUGGGCACUAUUGUGAAGAAGGCAGCUCUCGAGUUCGGCAACCCGUGCGCCAAGGGAUGCAAAGGCUCCGAGAACUGGGUGUGCCUUAUGUGCGGAGUCACCCAUUGCGGGCGAUAUGUCAACAAGCAUGCUCUGCAUCACUGGCGAGAGACGCGUGAGGCUGACUCACGAGCUCUCACCGUAGGUUCCAGCAGAGCUGUAAUUUGUCUGAGUUGCCGCAGCAAGCCUGCAGACACGUGCGUCGCACACGCAAUAGUCACAGCCAUGUCCGAGUUGGGGUUUUUGAUGCUUGUUGCUGGGCUCUGCAGCUCGGGUGCCGAUUUGACGUGGCAGUGGACCAGCCAGCGCGGGACGAGUGAAUGGGACUAUGCCACGGCCUUGCAACUGGAUGCUGAAAGCGACAUCGUAGUGGCUGGAGAUGUUGCUGGGUCAUUCAGCAAUACCACGCACUUUGGAGCAAAUGAUGUGUUCCUGAUGAAGUUCAACAGUUCUGGCACAUGGCAAUGGACAAGUCAGCGGGGUAGCAAAAAAUCAGACAAUGCAAGAGCCCUCCAAAUCGACCCUUUGGGAAGCAUUUUUGUUGCUGGCUACACAAUGAGCUCGCUGGAUGGCAAUGUCCAUCAGGGUGGUUCCGACCUCUUUGUGUCCAAAUACAGCAAGGAUGGGUCUUGGCUCUGGACACGCCAGCGUGGUAGCAACGACUGGGACUACGGUCGCGCCCUUCAGCUGGAUCGUUCUGGUCAUAUCUACAUGGCUGGGUACACAGGGGGUUCGCUGGAUGGCAACCGCAACGCAGGAGGCUAUGAUUUCUUCGUCAUGAAGCUUGAUCCAAGUGGAUCCUGGCUCUGGACCCGGCAGCAUGGAAGCGCCUUUUGGGAUUAUGCCCGUGCUCUGCGGCUGGAUGCGCGAGGGAAUGUACUGGUAGCGGGAUACACCAGAGGCGAUUUGGAUGGCAAUGAGAACGCAGGAGGCAAAGAUGUCUUCCUCGCCAAGUUCGGCGUGGAUGGAGUUUGGCAAUGGACUCGUCAGCAAGGUAGCAUUGCAGAUGAUGAUGCUUUCGAUCUCGGUACGGAUGUAGCAGGAAAUAUUUUCAUAACUGGCGAGACAUCAGGUGCUCUUCAUGGAGAGAGUGCGGGAAGCUCGGACAUCUUCUUGAUGAAAUUCUCCGAGGACGGGGCUUGGCAGUGGAGCCGCCAGCGUGGCACCGAGAAGUUUGACGUGGCCUGGGCAUUAGAAGUCGAUUACUUGGACAACAUUCUUGUCGCCGGCUAUACCGGAGGCUCAUUGGAUGCUCAUGACACUGCCGGUAGCUCGGAUGUGUUUGUGAUGAUGUUUGAUCCCUUUGGUUCUUGGCAGUGGACCGAGCAGAGGGGAACUCCACUUUGGGAUUAUGCACGUGCGCUCCGGGUCAAUCCGGCCGGAGACGUCUUCUUGGCAGGCUCGACGCAAGGGCAACCUGAUAAUGGCAACUUCAGUGGCGGUGAAGAUCUCUUUGUCAUGAAGUUCAAGCGCUCAAACAUCUCAGAUCCAGAGCAGCUUUUCGGUGCCUCUGGAUAUGUACAGUACAGUGGCCUGACAAGGCCGACCUCCAAAGCAAAGGCAGCGAGAAAGAUAAUGGUGGGCAAAGGUCAUUUCCUGGCGAUGGGCUUGAUGGAUCUCAGUGUAUGGUGCUAUGCAUGUGAGUCUUACGUUGACCACGAGGUGCUUGGCCCACUGGUCGCCCGAAUGCAACGACUGAAAUUCGGUGGCGCAGACGAGGAGGAGCCAGAGCCCGAGGUUGGCAGCAUCUUGGAUGCGGACCCGCAGUCAGCGCACGGCUUCUUGGGCGAUCCCAACUGGCCCUUGCCGCGACUGGCAAGUGCCUGCAAUGAGGAAGCCCGACCUGGAUACAAGACCAUGAAGGCGCACGAGUAUCUGGAUGAACCCGCAGUUCUGAAGGCAAAAGUGAAGUUGCUCGCUGACCUCAUAGCACGAAGCCGAAACUGCAUUGCUUACACUGGCGCUGGCAUCAGCACGGCCUCUGGCAUCAAAGACUAUGCAACGAAGGCAAGCUCCUCGUCCUCAUCUUCUUCGGCGAAGUCGCCAUGGCUGGCGGAACCGAGCUACGCUCACCAUGUCCUCGUCGCGCUUUGGAAGAGUGGAAGCUUGAAACACUGGGUGCAGCAGAAUCAUGAUGGCCUGCCUCAGAAAGCAGGAUUUCCGCAGAAGGACAUCAACGAGAUCCACGGUGCUUGGUGGGACCCUUCCAAUCCAGUCGUCCCAAUGGACGGAACUCUCCGUUCUGAUCUGAUUCAGUGGAUGCUGGAUUGGGAGAGUCGCGCGGACCUGUGUUUGGCACUUGGGACUUCCAUGGUCGGAAUGAAUGCAGAUCGCAUGGCUGUGUCCCCGGCCAAGCGUGCCCAGCGCUUGCGACGAGACGAGGCACUGGGAACUGUGAUCGUCGCACUGCAGCAGACACAGUACGACAAGAUCUCGUCUUUGCGAAUCUUUGCUCGGCUUGACGAUGUCCUCAGGGAGCUGGCUUCAUUGCUAAACCUCGACGUAGCUUCCGGGCCGGUGUUGUCGCAGAGACGUCAGGAGGCAAUCAUUCCGUACGGCCGGGACGGUCGAAAGUCUACCACAGCCCAGCUGCAUCUGGACCUGCGUGUGGGAAGCAAGCUACGGGUGGUUGACCAGCCCGACUGGGACCAAGCGAAGUAUGGUGAGCUAUGCCAAGUCAUGGAAGCUCCCGAGGAGCUGGCCAAACAGGGGCAUGUGCAGCUGCUCUUUCCCGGCGACGGCUUGAAGAAGUCGGUUACACGUUUUCUCGGUGGUUGGUGGAUCGAGGCUGCCAUCAAAGGAGAGUUGGACAAGAUUCCGGUGGCUUGUCUCAGUGCUAGAAGCACAAGAACGUCACUGCCGACAUGUCCAACGGCGCAUAUGAAGCCUGCAGCACACAUAAUUACAGUGUUUUGGCAAGUCUUUGGAGGUGUGCUUUGCUGUGUCACCUCGUCUGGAUGCAUCGUGAGGUCGUGCCUGCCGAGUAAUGCGGCCUGUUGUCGUGGACCAAGGGUUCUGAUCGUUUCCCGUACAAUUCGAACAACAAUUUCGAGCUCCGCCUUUCACCACUGGUGGUUGCAUCUGUCAUUUAGACAUACUCAAGCCGCAGACGGCUGA
Molecule: messenger RNA, 3345 nt
Organism: Symbiodinium sp. CCMP2456
Lineage: Eukaryota; Dinophyceae; Suessiales; Symbiodiniaceae
Source: the annotation of a GenBank genome assembly